GCCUGGUCACCAUGGAGUCUGGCAGAGUUUGGUCCAGAUAUCAGAGGACGGUGCUGAUCACAAUGAUGAUGUUCAAGCUGGGAUUACUGUGCACAGCAGCAGCAGACAGAUGUUUAUCCUCUCCUUGCAACAAUGGUGCCACAUGUAUCGACCACRGGGCAACUGUACCAGUGAACUUGGGACGGAUCGGUUCACCUGCCAGUGCCCAGAUGGCUUCACAGGGAACACAUGUGAUCAAGAUGUAGAUGAAUGUCAGAGUGACCCCUGCAGUGAUGUUAAGUCCAACUGUGUGGACAAAGUCAAUGGGUAUUCGUGCCACUGUCCUCUUGGUCUGGGAGGUGACAACUGCCAGGAGGACGUAGCCACUUGCUCAGAGGAAACAUGUCAGAAUGGUGCUACUUGCCUGAACAUCCCUGACCAGGGCCCUCAGUGCCAAUGUGCUGCUGGAUUCCAGGGGAAUAACUGUGAGGAGAAUAUUGAUGAGUGCUGGUCUGACCCCUGCCAAAACGGAGCCAUCUGUAAAGACAGAGUUGAUGGCUACCAGUGUUUCUGUGUGCCUGGAUUUCAGGGCUAUCAUUGCGACCUCGAAAUAAAUGAGUGUGCCUCACAACCCUGUCAGAACAGUGGCACAUGUCUGGAUUUGGUGGAUCACUACAUGUGUGACUGCACUCCAGGUUUUAAAGGCAUCAACUGUGAGGAGGAGAUCGAUGAGUGUGAGUCUCUUCCCUGUCAGAACGGCGCCACCUGUCUAGACCAUGUUGCCUUGUACUCGUGUGAGUGCAUGGCAGGUUUCCAGGGCCAGGAUUGCGAGGUCAACAUUGAUGAAUGUGCCAGCAUGCCUUGUCUGAACAGGGGCAAGUGCAAUGAUAGGAUCAACAGUUAUCAGUGUGACUGUGACGGGACGGGCUUCACUGGUGACCACUGUGAAAACGACAUCCUGGAAUGUGCAUCUGAUCCCUGCCAGCAUGGAGCCACAUGCUCAGAGGGAAUCAACCAGUACAUGUGCCUCUGCUGGCCAGGUUAUGAAGGAGAGAACUGCCAGGUGGAUAUAGAUGAGUGCGAACAGAAUCCAUGUGAAAAUGAUGGGGAGUGUUUCCAGCGCUCGGUUCUCCAGAACUAUGGGACGCUUCCUGAACUGACAACAGCCAACUUCAGCUACAACGUAGCAGCUGGCUUCAUUUGUCGCUGCCUGCCAGGAUUUGCAGGAGAUAACUGCUCAGUCAAUGUGGAUGAAUGUGAGUCUGCUCCAUGUCAUCAUGGCGGGAGUUGUCAGGAUCAGAUCAACUCCUUUCAGUGUGUGUGUCCAAAGGGUUUCACAGGUGUUCUCUGCGAGGUUGACAUCAAUGAGUGUGACAGCAAUCCCUGCCAGAAUGGUGCCACGUGUGAGGAUGCUGCCAACUCCUACAGGUGUCACUGCCCCACGACAGGGCGGGGUCAGGAACCCUGGGGGGGGCGUGACUGUGACGUGAAGUUGCUCGGCUGCCGGCAGCACCAGUGUCAGCAUGGGGCAACUUGCGUCCCCAUAUUAAACAUUGCCGGAGGUCACAGUUACAUCUGCAUGUGCUCCCCUGGCUGGGGCGGAGAACGCUGCAACACCCUAACCACCUUCUCCUUCAACAUAGAGGGCUAUGUUCUCAUGCAGCUGCCUGUUUUCAGGAACAAGACGAAACGAGAGGCUGUCGAAAAAAUCCAAGCACUGCACAUGCAGCUUCGUUUCAGGAGUACUCUACCCAACAUGAUGCUGUUCUACCGGGGCACAAUGGAGCGUUUCCUCUCCCUGGAGCUUGUUGACAGSACUCUGCAGGCUACGCUGAGCUCAGGGAARGUACUGAAGGUGGUUUACCCCAUCCCAGUCAAUGAUGGAGAAUGGCAUCAGGUGACUGUAACCAUGGAUGAUGGGUUGGUUAUGACUGUGACAGGUCCUAGUUGUAAGGARGAAUGCCAAGUGAGGAAUGAAGGUCACAACCAUCUAAUUUUCCUCCAGCCUAGAUUUUUCCAACAGCUCUUCAUAGGAGGAAUACCUCGGAAUUACUCUUCUCAGUUAUCCAGUGGGAAGGGGUUCAUUGGCUGUAUGGAAGACCUUAAAGUUGACCACACACUGCUGCUACCUCAGGACCUCAUUAGGGAGGAAAACAAGGGCUUGGAACUCGGAUGUUCCAAAAGGGACUGGUGCUCUGAGGGCAUCUGCUCGGAGCGAGGGCAGUGUGUGGACAUGUGGGUUCGUGCAAACUGUGUGUGUCAUCGGCCAUAUUAUGGCAGCCGCUGUGAAAAAGAAUACCAGUCAUGGACCUUUGGCCAUGAGAACACCAGCAGCUACUCUUCUGUCAACAUUUCAAACAGCCAUGGAGAAAACUUCACCAUUUCCUUCUUAAUGCGUUCCCUAAAACACAGCGGCCUGCUCCUGCAGUUCCACCGAGAGGGAAAGUCCUAUCUGACGGUCUAUCUGAAGGAAAGCACUGUUGCCAUCUACAGUCCUCACACAACUCUGCUGUCUGAGGUUAAGCAAGUCACUGAUGGAAAGAAUCAUUUAGUGACCAUAAAGAUCAUCAAUGGUCAUGUGGUUUUUCCUAAAGCGGGGAACCACCGUGCCUUAGGCAACCUGAGCGUAGAAGCAGGAGAUGUGGCAUUUGUUGGAGGGCUCCCUGCAGGCAGGAACAUGAAUGCCUGGGGUGGAAACUUCAAGGGCUGCCUUCAGGACAUCCGGCUAGAUGACAAACAAAUGAGUUUUGGGGAUCAUCUGGAGGGUUUGGAGCCUUACCAAUCCRCCACGGUGAAUGUGCUUCAAGGCUGUCGSAGUGACAACACAUGCAAGGAUAACCACUGUUUAAAUAACGGACAAUGUCAGGUCACUUGGAAUGACUUCACGUGUGUGUGCCCCAGUAACUUCUCCGGCCGGCUGUGUGAAACCCGCCUGUGGUGCAUUGAGAAGCCAUGUUUUGAGGGAGCAAUCUGUGUGGGUCUAACAGAUGGUUACGAAUGUUUAACAGAAGCUGUUUUUCAGCACAAUUCUCUUCAGUUUGUUGCCAAUGGCUCCCUGCUGAACCCUGUGACCAACAUCACCAUGACCAUACGGACACGGGAUGAAAAUGGGAUCUUAUUGCGUUCUCAAGGCAGAGAAGAGGUUUUUUGUUUGGGUAUAUUAAACUCUAGCCUGCUGGUCAAGCUGGACAGUGGACCAGGUGAAGAACUGCUGGCCUUAAUGAGUGACAGGACCAUUGCAGACGGGGCAUGGCACCAGAUCCAGUUCAGUAUGGUCAACCCUCUCUUUUCAGUGUCUCGUUGGCAACUCACAGUGGAUGGACAGAAAGCUGGUGGCAGCUUUGGCGUUGGAAGAUAUCUCAACUUCAUGAAUAACAGCAAAGUUUGGCUGGCAGAAAAUUACACUGGUUGUUUACGGGAAGUGAGAAUAGGUGGUGUCUACCUGCCUCUUCAAAAGGUACCAGAUGCCCCUCAGCGAAGCCGGUUUUCCAUGAUCAGUGGACUUCAGCCAAUCAUUGGAUGUCAAGGUGCACCAGUUUGUGAUUCCCAGCCCUGCCUUAACCACGGACUCUGUCAGGACCAGUUUAACGAGUUUAACUGCAGCUGUAGCCCUGGAUGGGAAGGCAACCUGUGUGAGAAUGAGAUAAAUGAGUGCUCUUCAGCUCCCUGUGUCUAUGGUUCCUGCACAGACCUCAUGGCAGACUACCAGUGUACAUGUGAUCCUGGAUAUGAUGGGAUCAACUGCCAGAACGAAGUGGAUAACUGCCUGGAGUUCAGCUGUGUUAACGGAGGAGUCUGUGAAGAAAUUGUUGGUACUCAUACAUGUUCAUGUCCUCCUGGGUACAAGGGCACACGCUGCCAAUGGCGUUUCCCUCCAGUAGCUUGUGAUGCAAGCAAGGAUUGUCUCAAUGGUGGAGUCUGCAUAGGAGGCAACUGCACCUGCAAACCUGGAUACACCGGCGUCAGUGGACUGGUGGUCUGUCCAGAGUGUACCCCGGCUCUCACCCGUCGACCGCACUGGCAACCCUCACAACCCUCUUUCUACACCUGGGCCUAA
Molecule: messenger RNA, 4036 nt
Organism: Poecilia reticulata (guppy)
Lineage: Eukaryota; Metazoa; Chordata; Actinopteri; Cyprinodontiformes; Poeciliidae
Source: RefSeq, a predicted model, not a curated record